This is a messenger RNA of Cloeon dipterum, 3624 nucleotides long. It is a transcript of the gene Top3alpha, whose product is annotated as topoisomerase 3-alpha. Gene Ontology annotation, cellular component: chromosome; nucleus. Gene Ontology annotation, molecular function: zinc ion binding; DNA binding; DNA topoisomerase type I (single strand cut, ATP-independent) activity. Gene Ontology annotation, biological process: DNA topological change. The coding region runs from base 146 to 3526 and encodes 1126 amino acids. NCBI's taxonomy places the organism in Eukaryota, Metazoa, Arthropoda, Insecta, Ephemeroptera, Baetidae. The record is from RefSeq and is a predicted model, not a curated record. The transcript has 19 exons.
GACGUCGAACAUAUGAGAGGAUAAACAAGGCUAACCCAGACGUUGUGGGGGUUCGUGGGAAAUGGAUUUGUUAUUGCACGCGGAUUUGUUUUGUGUUAUUGUUUAGUUUAAUGAAUGAUAGCCAACCGAAGCUACACGUACUCGAAUGACUUGUUGGUUGGUGUUAUCGCGACGGACGAUUGGGAUCUUCGGCGGCGGCUGCUCACACUUUUUAUCAUCAUCAACAUUAGGAUGCAGAUUUGAAUCCAACAUGAGGAAGAUUCUGCACGUAGCCGAGAAAAACGAUGCGGCGAAAAACAUCGCAUCCAUUAUGUCUGGAGGUCGAUCGCAACGGCGCGAGGGCAUGUCGCGUUUCAACAAAAUCUACGAGUUCAACAUGAAUUUCCAAGGGCAGAACUGCAAGAUGGUGAUGACGUCUGUGUCAGGUCAUCUACUGGGUCAUGACUUCCCUGCCACCUACAGGGGAUGGAACUCGUGUAACCCUGUCGACCUUUUUUCUGCGCCCGUGGUCAAGUCGUGCAGCAAUGACAUGGAACCCAUCAAGCGGACCCUUGAGAGGGAAGUGAGGACUUGUGACACCUUGGUUAUUUGGACCGAUUGCGAUCGAGAAGGCGAAAACAUUGGCUUCGAGGUGAUUGACGUGUGCAAGGCCGCCAAGCCUGGGAUCCGCGUGCUGAGGGCUAAGUUCUCGCAGAUCACUGGUCAGGCGAUUCACAGAGCCUUAAACAAUCUGGUGCAGCCGGAUAAGAAUGUCAGUGACGCUGUCGAAGUUAGGAGUGAGCUUGACCUUCGAAUUGGCGCCUCCUUCACGCGAUUCCAAACUCUGCGUCUGCAGAAGCUUUUCCCUGGUGUCCUUAGUGAAGGUCUGAUUAGCUACGGAAGCUGCCAGUUCCCCACGUUGGGCUUUGUGGUGGAGAGGUACAAAUCAAUUCAGGAUUUUGUACAUGAGAAUUUCUGGAAAAUUGAAGUGAGCCAUGAGAAAGAUGGAGUUGUGGCCAGGUUCAACUGGGAGGAAGGCGAGCUGUUCGACGAGGAUGCAGCCAGGUGCCUGUAUGAGGCGUGCCAAGAGGUUAAUCUGGCCACAGUGGAUAACGUCCAGAGCCUGCCAAAGUCGAGGUGGCGACCAGUACCCCUUGAUACAGUCGAAUUGGAGAAAACUGCGUCGCGCAAGCUAAGAAUUAACGCCGCAGACACAAUGAAGAUUGCUGAGAAGCUCUACAACCAGGGACUGAUCAGCUACCCAAGAACAGAGACCAACAUUUUCCCCAAGGACCUGGCUCUAGUGCCACUGGUGGAAAUGCAAACCAAUGAUCCUAACUGGGGUGCGUUCGCGCAGCGAGUUCUGCAGGAUGGGCCAAACCCUCGGCAAGGCAAAAAGUCUGAUCAGGCGCAUCCACCGAUUCACCCAACCAAGUACAGCAACUCACUGCAAGGCAAUGACAAAAAGGUGUACGAACUAAUAGUUCGACACUUUUUGGCCUGCGUGUCCAAGGAUGCUAAAGGACAUGAAACGAAGGUGUUCAUCUCUAUUGGUGAUGAAAAGUUCCACGCAAAGGGACUAAUGGUUUUGGAGAGGAAUUACCUGGAAGUUUACAUCUACGAUCGUUGGUCUGACACAGAAAUUCCUGUUUACAACGUAGGAGAACAAUUUGUGCCGACAACUCUUGACUUUCGAGAUGGAGAAACUUCGGCUCCUAAUCUUCUGACUGAGCCAGAACUCAUCUCCUUAAUGGAGAAGCACGGAAUCGGAACGGACGCCACGCACGCUGAGCACAUCGAGACAAUAAAAAAGCGGAACUACGCCGCGCUCACCAAUCAGAGCUACUUCAUCCCUCAGCAGCUUGGCAUGGCACUGGUUGAAGGCUACGACAGCAUGGGUUUUCACAUGUCCAAACCUUAUCUCAGGGCAGAGCUUGAAGCUGAUUUGAAAAAAAUAUGUGAAGGCAGGAAAAACGCGCAGGUUGUGCUUCGAGAGCAAAUUGCCAGAUACAAGGAGGUUUUCCAGCAGGCAGUCGCGCAGGUGAACAAAUUAGACGAUGCUGUAGAACAGCAGCUUGGAGUGCAGCGGGAUGCGAAUGCCGUGGUGCAACUUCCGGUCGCGGUGGCUGACCUUAAGUUUGCCUCUUGUCCAGCUUGUGGACAUGAUUUGAUCGUGAAGCAGAAGAGGGACAAUAGUGAGUUCUACGUCAGCUGUUCUGCGUAUCCAGCGUGCAGAAAUUCCAUCUGGUUUCCUUCUGUGGUCAAUAGAGUUCAAGUCACAGACCAGAUUUGCAGACAGUGUGGGCCAAACACGAAACUUCUCUACUUCAAACUGCGCAGAGGAGAACUGGAUGUUUUCUACCCUUCUUCAGAGUGCACAACCUGUGUGAUGGGCUGUGACACAGCGUUCUUUAACAAUCUUGGCAUCAGGGGGUUUGCUCCUCGCCAACCAGCCCUUAGACCUGCAGCUGGUAACGAUGAUGGAGGAGAUGACCCUGAUGAUGGCUUUGGACCUGGUGGGGAUGGAGGAGGUGGCAGAGCCUUUCAGACCCAGCCUCGCCGUCCUAACAAUCCGACCAGAGACAGGGUGUGGACCAUUGGGCCUAUGGGAGACUUUGGGGGACAACCACCCGAAGACACUGUACGCUGCACUUGCAACAACAGCCCUGCGGCUGUCAUGCGCAGUGUCCGCAAAGAAGGGCCAAACAAAGGACGCCAAUUUUGGAGCUGUGAGAAACCUAUGGGACAGAGCUGUGGCUUCUUCAAAUGGGCUGACGAAGUUGGAGGAGAGCAGCCUCCUCCUCCGCCACCACCUUUGUUCAUACCUUUCGCAGACAAUGGUGAUGAUCAGGGAAGUGUUAUGUGCAACUGCAACGUGCCUGCAGCAAUGAGGACUGUACGGAAAGAAGGAGCAAAUCAGGGUCGUACCUUCUGGAGCUGUGAUAAGUCAAAUAACGGCUGCGGUUUCUUCAAGUGGACCGAUGAAGAAGUCCAGCAGCCACGAACUGUGCCAACAAUGCCGCCGCCUCCAGCAAAUAACAGCAGCGGGGAUGUCUUAUGCUCUUGCAACGCGCCAGCUGCCAUGAGAACAGUGCGGAAAGAUGGUCCAAAUCAAGGUCGACAGUUUUGGAGGUGUGGCAGUGGAGACAACUGCAAUUUCUUUCAAUGGGCGGACGAGGAUGGGCCAAGCACAACCCAAAGCUGGCAGCAGCAGGAAGUUCAACGGCCGCCAACGGUGCCAACAAUGCCGCCACCUCCACCAAAUAACAGCGGCGAGGAUGUCUUAUGCUCUUGUAAUGCACCUGCUUUUAUGAUGACGGUCCGUAAAGAAGGACCGAAUCAAGGUCGACAGUUCUGGAGGUGUGGCAGUGGCAACAAGUGCAAUUUCUUUCAAUGGGCUGAUGAGGAUGUGCCCAGUGCAGGUCAAAGCUGGCAGCAGCCGUCUUCAACCUGGCAAAACAAGAAAACCACUGGAAAGAGAAAAUGCAGUAUUUGUCAUAAAGAAGGUCACACGAAAGUCAAAUGCCCAAACAGAAACGGAUCUUGAAGCUAGGGAAUUGAACUGACGUUUGCCAUAUUCUUCAAAUUCGCCAAGUGUUAAUUCACUCUGAGAUGCGCAUCAUUGUUCCUUGUAUUUGUAGUUAA